Molecule: messenger RNA, 837 nt
Organism: Plenodomus lingam JN3
Lineage: Eukaryota; Fungi; Ascomycota; Dothideomycetes; Pleosporales; Leptosphaeriaceae
Source: RefSeq, a predicted model, not a curated record
AUGAGUUUCCUCCCCAUAAUCAGUGACCUGAUAUCACCGUUGAGACGACUGCUCGGUCCAGCUCCUCCACCACCACCCACGGGCCCGUUCACACCAACAUACAAGGAUGUUUGUCAUGCGCGGGCCCUUCUCAGAACCCUCGAUUUACCCACAGAACUUGUCCUACAAAUUCUAGAUUACGCACAGUAUUGGCCUGUGUACGAGUAUUCGAGCCAUAUUCCUCGUGAAGCAAGCGCAGAAACACGCCACUUUAGACCAUGCGUCGCAACUGUAUGUUACGAGGCCGCCAUCUUUGACAAUGUCAUCUACGACGAUAUUCGUAAGAGCGGCGAGCGGUGUCAAGUCAAGAGUGUGGAGUUUGAAGUUGUGAGCCGCGAUCAAGGGUGGACAUCGCAGAACACACAGGGUACAUUCGAGACCACGUCGUGGACCGAAGUGUCGAUUAUGAGAGAUACGACGGGCAAGCCUCAUCGAUCAUGCAAUUUCACACUAGAGGGUAUCUACGACAGUCCAGCAUCAUUGCACGCUCGUCUAGCGGACCAGGAGAGGGACUGGGAGCUUGUGAAGAGGCCCGAGAGCGCGUCGAUGGGGCCGCAAGAUGGGGAGGGGCAUUUUGCGUGGUAUUUGCAGGGAAAUUGCGUUGCAGCGGGCAAUAGAGAAUAUCACGUCUCCUGGACUGGGGAUGGCUUUCAAGGCAAUGAAGGGUCGGGUACUGGAGAAGGGUUUGUACGAGAGUUGAAAGAUGGUGACCGGAUCUUGAUAUGGGCGAGAGCCAAGUAUCCUGGCUGGCAAUGCCAUGUUGAUUAUAUCAAGAUUGUCGUUCGAUAUGGUUUCUGA